AUGCUCCGUCGUAGUUUAAUACUUCGUCGUUACCCGUUUAAUAAACGUGGUCCUCGUGAGCAUAAAUCAUGGAAGCACCACGUCUUAACAGAACCUCCAAAGCCAGUUCAAUGGCGUGAUCCCAAAGUAUGGACAAAAGAUUUGAGUACUAUGAAAUCCUUUGAUGCUCCUCAGUGGGAUUUGUGGCAAGGUCGUCCACGUUCAGAGGACAUGGAUGAAGCAUUACAACCAUUUAUGGAUAUGCCACAAUCUCUUAAAGACCGACGAUAUGAUAUUCCAUGGUGGGCAAAUCCUUUUGGGGCAUGGUAUUUACAAAAUAUUCUUUCUAUUGAAUUGUUAAAGCUUCCAAGUAAAAGUAAUGCUGAAAAGAUAGCAAUUUAUAGGAAUAAUAAACAUUUAUUCUCUGCUGAAGCAAAUGUCGAGACAAAACAGGAUGAAGUAAUUAUAAAAAAUAUUAUAAAAGAAAGAUGGAGAACACUUGAAUUUGGCGAUCGUGAUGCUGGUUAUCCUUGUACCUUUAGUGAUUAUAUUCAGUUUCUUAAUGAAUGGUUUAAGUCUCUUGAUGAAGAAGGAAUGCAAAGAUUACGAGAACAUUUUGAUAGAAGAAUUCGUCCCCUUUUGGCAGUUAUGUCUCCGGUAGAUAUACUUUGGUUAGAAGCUUUAACACAGAAUUCUCCCCAUAAUAAGGAACAGUUACAACGUAAAAUUGCAUUUCAAACAAGUCUUGGUACACCUGAGUUUUUUGAUAUGUCAAAACGUCUUCGCUAUGAAAUUAAUGAAGAUUAUAAGGUACGAGAUGAAUUGGGACCUGAACUCUUUGCGUUAUGGAGUAAAGCACCAGAGCGAUGGCCACCUGAACGUUUAUCGAAGAUGUAUGGAUUAGAUUUUACACUAGUUCGAAAAAUUCUUGUUUGGCAUCAUUUUAAAGCUUGUUAUGAUGCUUGUGUAGAACCUGAUUGGUCUUUACCUAAACGUCUUUUUGCCUUGGAGUGGAUAAGAGAUGUUAGAGCACGAAAACAUGGUCUUUUUUAUGGUAAAAUGCGUUUUGCUGAACAAAAAAUAACUUUUUACAGUGAUAAAUUUCUUUUCCGUGAUCUUGUUAAUCGUCGAGAAGCAAGUUAUGCUAAUGUUUGGGAAAUGGAUGAUCCUUAUCGUUUCUUACAGACUGAACAAGAUUUAGAAGAUUAUUGGGGUGAUAACUAUGACGUAUAUCGUCGUAUGUUUCCUGAGAUGAUUGGUAGAACUGGAGAACCUGUUCAACAAUAUGGUCAAAUGCCUCUUUGGACAGGUCCACAUCGUCAACAUGCCAAUAAAUCUGAACAUAAUUGGAUGUUUGCUGAAAUUGGUGUUAAUGUAGGACAUGAAGCUUUAAAGAAAUUGGAAUUAGAUCCAACAAAUGAGAAACGUCGACGAUUCGUUAUUAGACAACCUGAUGGUUCACUUCGUUCAGCAAAAAUGUCAGAAAUGCGGGCGUGGUACUGGAAAGAGGAGUGGGCAGAUUUUCGUUUUUGGGCUCCCAACAUGGAGUGGGGAAUUGAGAAUACACCUUCACAAGAACAGUAUCAGGAACAUGUACCAGAUACUCCUGAUGCUGACUUCCGAAAGCAAAGACGAAUUCAAUCUCGCCCAGUAAAAUGGUUUUACGAGAGUCAUUAUACUCGUACAGGAAAUUUUGCGGGUUUUCAACCCUUACGAUUUAUGCAACGUCGUACAGAGAGGGAAGUUCGAUGGCCUGAUGUGAUUAAUGCAGCGGUACAGAUAGAAAAGAGGAAGCCUAAUGCAUAUAUCUUUAAGGCUAUACCUGAGAUAUAG
Trypanosoma theileri is the source of this 1812-nucleotide messenger RNA. RefSeq lists its product as uncharacterized. The coding region runs from base 1 to 1812 and encodes 603 amino acids. The transcript has a single exon. Lineage: Eukaryota; Euglenozoa; Kinetoplastea; Trypanosomatida; Trypanosomatidae. The record is from RefSeq and is a predicted model, not a curated record.